AUGAAAUCCCCAACUAUCGCCGCAGCUCUGCUGCUUGGGUCAGUAAAUGCUGCUGUUCACCGAAUCGCCUUGCAAAAGGUAUCUCUCGAGGAGCAGCUAUCCGGUGUAAGUCUAGAUACGCAUGCAAAGUACUUGGGACAGAAGUAUAUGGGUAUUCGACCCCAGUCUCAUUGUCAUGAAAUGUUCCGUGAGGCUCCAAUUUACAAUGGGGAAUCAAGACAUCCGCUCCCUAUAUCCAAUUUCAUGAACGCUCAAUACUUCGCAGAGAUUACUAUUGGAAACCCUCCACAAUCCUUCAAGGUUGUCCUUGAUACUGGCAGCUCCAACCUAUGGAUUCCUUCUCAAAGUUGUAACUCCAUAGCUUGCUUCCUCCACAACACAUACGACUCUUCCUCGUCGCAAACUUAUCAUAAAAACGGAAGCGACUUCAGCAUCCACUACGGGUCUGGUAGCCUGAGUGGGUUUGUGUCCAAAGAUGUUGUACAUAUUGGUGACAUAGAAAUUAAGGAUCAACUGUUUGCUGAAGCAACAAAGGAGCCUGGUCUUGCCUUCGCAUUCGGACGGUUUGACGGUAUUUUGGGUCUUGGCUACGACUCAAUAUCAGUGAACCGGAUUCCACCUCCAUUCUACAAUAUGCUCGACCAGAACUUGUUGGAUGAACCAGUCUUUGCCUUUUACCUAGGGGCAUCUGAAGAUGAGAACUCUAGUCCGUCAGUUAUAACACUAGGUGGUACCGACCCUAAUCACUACUCUGGUCGUCUGAUAGAGAUUCCACUGCGGCGAAAAGGUUACUGGGAAGUUGACUUUGAUUCGUUCACCUUUGGCUCCGAGUCAGUACCACUCGAAGAUACAGGCAUCAUUCUCGACACUGGAACAUCUCUAAUAACCCUUCCAUCUGAUAUCGCAGAACUUUUGAACUCUGAGAUUGGUGCCCAAAAAGGGUUUGGAGGACAGUACAGUAUCGAUUGCGACAAACGUGACACCCUUCCAGACAUUACCUUCAAUCUCGCUGGCUAUGAUUUUACAAUCUCUGCAUACGACUACAUCCUGGAAAUUCAAGGCAGCUGUAUUUCCAGUUUCACGGGAAUGGAUUUCCCCAAACCCAUAGGUCCUCUAGCCAUCCUUGGGGACGUCUUCCUCCGCAGAUGGUACUCUGUGUAUAAUGUUGGCAACGGUACAGUUAGUCUGGCUCUUGCCAAACACUAA
Molecule: messenger RNA, 1206 nt
Organism: Blumeria graminis f. sp. triticale
Lineage: Eukaryota; Fungi; Ascomycota; Leotiomycetes; Helotiales; Erysiphaceae
Source: the annotation of a GenBank genome assembly